Folsomia candida is the source of this 2429-nucleotide messenger RNA. Its product is annotated as caseinolytic peptidase B protein homolog. The coding region runs from base 174 to 2222 and encodes 682 amino acids. Gene Ontology annotation, molecular function: ATP hydrolysis activity; ATP binding; protein binding. Gene Ontology annotation, cellular component: mitochondrion; cytoplasm. The transcript is spliced from 13 exons. Gene Ontology annotation, biological process: cellular response to heat. NCBI's taxonomy places the organism in Eukaryota, Metazoa, Arthropoda, Collembola, Entomobryomorpha, Isotomidae. The record is from RefSeq and is a predicted model, not a curated record.
AAACCCGCGAAAGUUGAGUUCAGUAUUAUUAUUAUUCGAAAAAUUCGCGAAAUUUCGUCAUUAUAAAAAUCGAAUUAGUUAUCAGUAAAUAAGUGUCGUUUAUCGUUACGGGCUAAUUGUUUGUGAAUUUAUCGUGAACUUGAAGACUUACCACUUACUGACUUAUUAAAGGAAUGCAUAGAUUAAGAGUAAUUCCAACAUCUUUGAAAUUAUCGAGGCGUUAUACGGAUUCUGCCAUACUUUCCUCCUCCCUGCUCUCAAAGUCAAAUUUGACACAUUCAAGAUAUUUCCAUCAACCUCCCGAGAAUAGAGGACAGCCUGUAGUAACUUUCAUUCCCUUGAAGAAACCUUUUGUGCUUAUCAAAUCCGAUGACACCAAUAGACUGAGCUCCAACAGUGGAGAAACCAAUAAUAAUAAUGUGAUAUCGAAAGAGAAGCUACCAGGAACCUCAGGUCAAGAUGGCAGCAGGAAUGCUGAUGACCAGAAUCAACACGACCCACAACAGCAACCAGCAAAUUCUUUAGAUCUCGGUAGCGUUGCAAUUGCAUUUGCUGCGCUAACGCUAGGAUUAAUUGGAAUUUGCCAUGCAGACAAUGCCGCAGCGGAAGGGGAUGCUGGAGGAGAAGUUGAAGUUGCCAAAUUUUUGGACGCCGCAAAGAAGGGAGACAACUUUGUUUUAAAGAGGAUGAUCGAUCAGAAACUUGUCAAUAUAAAUUCUCGUCAUACACUGGGAUGGACUGCAUUACACGUUGCAGCUAUGAAUGGUUAUGCUUCCACGGUCAAAUUGCUAAUUGACAAUGGUGCUGAUAUUAAUCUCGGGGAUGAAUUCACCACAGCUUUUCACAUAGCAAAGAAAACUCAGAUGCAUUCGUUGGAAGUGCAGAUUGAAAGAGAAGACGAGUUUAGUGAUAGACUUAGUAACAGGGUGAAUUUUAAAGGGUGUACUGCCCUUCAUUACGCUGUUCUUUCUGAUGAUUUAACAACUGUAAAAGUCCUUUUGACCAGUGGAGCCAAUCCUAGUGCUGAAAGUGAUUCCGGUCAUUUGCCAAAACAGUACGCCAAGGAUCCCGAUAUUAAGAAAUUGCUUGAUAAGGCUGUUGCAGAGUACGAAAUCACAAAAAAAUUGAAAGAGGCAGAAGAGAGACGUAGAUUUCCAUUGGAGAAACGAAUUAAAGAAGUUAUUGUUGGGCAAGAUGGUGCUAUCACGACUGUUGCAUCAGCAAUCCGCCGGAAGGAAAAUGGAUGGUGCGACGACGAACAUCCAUUGGUAUUCCUGUUUCUUGGUUCGAGUGGCAUAGGAAAAACUGAAUUAGCAAAGCAAGUUGCAAAAUACCUCUUCAAGGACAAAAAGGAAGCAUUUAUUCGAAUGGAUAUGUCAGAAUAUCAAGAGAAACAUAGCGUAGCAAAGUUUAUUGGGUCUCCACCUGGUUAUAUUGGAUACGACGAGGGCGGUCAGCUAACUAAAAAAUUGGAAAAGUUUCCCAAAGCUGUAGUGUUGUUUGAUGAAGUCGAGAAGGCCCACCCCGACGUACUUACUGCUUUACUACAGUUAUUUGAUGAGGGGCGCAUGACCGAUGGCCGAGGUAAAACCAUCGAGUGCAAAGAAGCCAUCUUCAUAAUGACUUCUAAUCUAGCUAGUGAAGAAAUAGCAGAACAUGCAAUCCAACUCCGUGAAGAGGCUCAAGAACUAUCCAAAGAACGAUACGAAGGUACAAUAGAUGAUCAAGAAGUUCAUGAACGCAUCUCCAUCUCCUCCAAGUUUAAGGAGAUGGUCGUCAGGCCGAUUCUUAAGCACCAGUUUAAGAGAGAUGAAUUUAUUGGGAGGAUAAACGAAAUCGUAUAUUUUCUACCCUUUUCGAAAUCUGAACUAACCCAGCUCGUGACAAAGGAAUUAGCUUACUGGAAUACGAAGGCAAAAGAAAAACACGGCAUCGAAUUAAAGUGGGACAACAGGGUUUUGGACGCAUUAGCUGGGGGGUAUAAUUUUCAUUACGGAGCCAGAUCGAUAAAGCAUGAAGUGGAAAGACGGGUUGUCAGUCAAUUGGCAUCUGCUCACGAAAAUCAGCAAUUGCUUCCUAAUUCCACCAUAUACAUCACGGCUGAAGAAAUUGAUCAACUGGGAACAGAGGAUGAAUAUAUCAUUAAACUAAAAAUUAAAACGAAAGGUGACAAGCUUGUCGAUCUAGAGAAUCCCAUUCUCUCUCCUCUCACUGGAAAGUGAAAACCUCAACAAUCAUUAUCGUACUAUCAUAACAUGGCGUGCUAAAAACGGAUAUAUGUAUAACGAGAUACAUAGUGUACCUUUACAUAGUGUACCUUUCAAAAUUUAAAGUGUUUAUUUUAUAUGAUUGACACACCUAGUCAUUUUUAUACAACUUUUUAGACAAAAUUUUACGCAAUAAUGAAAUAAAAAUCGCACUAAAUCUCA